AUGGACAACGCUCAUCUCGCGAGGGCUUCGGCCUCAAGUUCCCGCGCGGCGAUGCUGCUCGAUCAGAUACACAACGAGUUUCAGCACCAGUUCCGCGCUACCGCUGAAGCUGAGUAUAAGUUGUCCUGUCAAGCUCAUGAAAUGGAAAGGCUUCAAGAUAGGUUGAAAGAGUUACAAACGGCGCAGCUGAAGAUGCAAGAGGAGUAUGACGCAGAAAUUCGGGGCUUGCACUAUCAGCUCCGAUCUAGUGGCGUACCAAUUGUUUCCAACCUUACCCCUGCCGUUGCCCAGCAGGCGGUGCCGUCAUUAUCACAGAACCUUUUUGGAGAAUACCGAAACGGUUACGGCGCGCCGCCUCCCACUGCUUCGCCUGACACUGGCUUGCGACCUAGUACUCCUCCAGAUUCCGCAGACGACCAGAAGACUAAGCCGUCACCCUCUCGCGAGCCUCAACCUACCAUAUCGGGGAAUUUGAGUCUAAUCGAUCUGCCCAACUCCCGAAAGAAAGAGGGAAGCGGCUGGUAUGCCGUAUUCAACCCCGAGGUGCCACGGGUGCUGGAUGUAGAACUUGUCCAUCAUUUUGCCCAUGACAGCGUGGCAUCCUGCGUCAGCUUCAGCCCUGAUGGCAAAUAUCUUGCAACAGGUUGUAAUCGGCUGGCUCGGAUCUUCGACGUAACAACAGGGGAGAAUAUUAUCACUCUGCAGGAUGACAACCUUAGCAAGAGCGACGACGCCUAUGUCCGGAGCGUUUGCUUUAGCCCUGACGGAAAGUACCUCGCGACCGGUGGGGAGGACAGAAAAUUGAAGGUGUGGGGCAUUGGUGCCGGUAAAAUCAAGCAUACCUUUUCCGGACAUGAGCAAGAUAUCUACUCCGUAGCCUUUGCGGGUGGUGGUCGAUAUAUUGCGUCCGGUAGUGGAGACAAAACAGUCCGCGUCUGGGAUGUUCAACGUGGUAAGCUUGUGUACACUUUUAAUAUUGAAGGUGGUGUGACUGCUGUUUCUGUCACACAUGACGGUCGGUUUGUGGCCGCUGCAUCGCUUGAUAUGAAUGUCCAGAUUUGGGACAUUGCUAGUGGUACUAGGAUAGAGCGGUUGGAGGGACCCGAUGGCCACGAGAACAGCGUGUACUGUAUUGCCUUUGCGCCCAGUGGUGGUCACAUUGUCAGCGGAAGCCUUGACAAUACCAUGAAGCUCUGGGAGGUUGAUAUACCUCGGGCAGCAUUUCCAAAUGGUGGAACUGGGCGUUCUGUGCGAACUUUCAAAGGCCACAAGGAUUUCGUUCUCACGGCCUGCUGGACCCCCCAUGGCAACUGGAUUAUAAGCGGCUCGAAGGAUCAAGGAUUGCAGUUCUGGGAUCCAGUUACCGCUACUCCGCAAAUGCUUCUUCAAGGGCAUAAAAACUCCGUUCUCUCUGUUGCGGUUAGUAGCACAGAUAAUCUGUUUGCUACUGGUAGUGGUGACAGGUGUGCAAGGCUCUGGAGGUACACUACGUACACUGGACAGUGA
Molecule: messenger RNA, 1506 nt
Organism: Aspergillus puulaauensis
Lineage: Eukaryota; Fungi; Ascomycota; Eurotiomycetes; Eurotiales; Aspergillaceae
Product: general transcription repressor
Exons: 8
Coding region: 1-1506 (501 amino acids)
Molecular function (GO): protein binding
Source: RefSeq, a predicted model, not a curated record